AUGAGCUAUAAGGAUUCGAAGAGCUUCAGAAGCGAUCGAGAUGAAUGGGAUACCUUAACGAAGGGGGGAUCCGACAGCAGCAAGAAAACACAAGAUCCGAGUCUCAAAACCAAUAUAGAUACGUCUCAAAAAGUGAAGACUACGGAAGCUUCAACUGGAGCUGUCAAAAGUGAUUUUUCAACUAGGAGUGUAGGUCGCUUGACCAAUCCAAAACUUUUGAAGAAACCAAGUGAUCGAUUUGGCCCUAAGUAUGUGCUAUAA
Messenger RNA from Haemonchus placei, 261 nucleotides. Lineage: Eukaryota; Metazoa; Nematoda; Chromadorea; Rhabditida; Trichostrongylidae. The record is from the annotation of a GenBank genome assembly.